AUGUCUUCCGUGCCUUCUCUUGAUCGACCCCGACGAGAUCCUGUUACAGAAUAUGAAAAGGUAGACAGUGGUGACAACGAUUUCUAUAUAGGGCCGGGGCUUAGGCGAGUCCGCCACAUUCACUCACUUAGUAUCUACAACAUCAGAUUACAAGGGUCAGGACGACAGCAUCACAAAAAUAGCUCUCAGUAUUCAUUUCACUUGGAUUCAACUGAAACGAGGCCUUCUACGUCAUACUUAGAUCUGGAAAAUGCUCAAUUGGGAAGUAUAAAAGAUAGUUUAUCUCCAGCAACCACCAGAGACGAUACCUACAAAGAGCAACUUCAAAAACAUAGAAAGGGACAGCUUCAACAGCCGGACAAUCAGUUUCUACUAGGGCUUGAUGACCAAAUUCAGGAGCAAUUGAAUAUUCAGGACUUGAAAAGAGACACCUUCUUUGAUAGUUUUUAUAGUCUCAAUAAUUUCAUGAAGGUGGAUGAUCCUUUCUAUAUUAGUCGUGUCUUCAAGAAUCAGCUGACAAUAAAAGAAGACCUAGAUUUCGAUUCCUUCAAUGCUAAAUCUUCUUCUCUGAAUCUUUUUGUAAAAAGAGGUUCUUCCUGGAGUCUCCUAUGUCAGUAUCAUAUCAAACUCUCCUUGCUGGUGAAUGUUGGGGAUAAUCUUGAGUUGGUGGAAAAGCAUUUCAAAAAUCGGGCUAAUUUCCUUCUCAUUCAGUUGAGCGAUGGCUGCUACUAUAUAUUGCCAGAUUCCGGUAUACCCUUUCAUUUAAUUCACCAGUUGCAGGUUGAGCAUAAGAAAAACGUUCUCGACAGGAUAGAGAAUCUGUAUCACAGCAAACAGAGGACAUGCUCCUACAAUCAGAUUAUGAAAAUGAACAAUUUGAGUGUAUGCAUUCGAGAUCUAAUGUGGAUUAAGAGAGAUCUUGGUAGUAGAAUCAACGAGGCUUUGCGCCAACAUGAAAACUCAUAUGCAGGUGUGGAAGAGAAGAUUGAACUGAUCUCUUCGCAGCUCUUAAGUUUAAAAGAAUUAUUGAAAGACCAAGAAUUUCAUAACUCUCAGCUUCGAAGAAAGAUCAAGAGUAUUCAUAUAAACGGCGAUGCCAAGAAAAACACCAUUGAGUUACUAUCUAGCAGAAGAUACCUACUAAUAUCACCUGACUUUGAUUCAGUUAAAGAACAGCUGAUCGGUUAUAUGGAUGGUCUUGGGCAGACAAAUACAAGUCUGAACUUAGAAAAGUCCAGGGUUGCCAAGGGGCUUCUCGCCAUAUUCCCUAUUAUUUCCUCAUCUGCGAAGACCAAAAGUUCAAAGUACGAUUUUGAGCUCUUUGGCUACAGGUUCCCCACUACCAGCUCCACUACGCAAUGGGUAAAGAUAUUGAAUCGACUAUCUAGAACGCAAAUGGCUAGGCUGAAUGCUUUACUAGGGUAUCUGGUUCUCAUUAUUAUCAAGCUUUCUGACUACCUUUGCGUACCAUUAAGAUAUCCAGUCAAAUUCUUGAGUUCUAAUUCAUACAUUCAUGACCCAAUAUCGAGAACCAAAAAUAAAAACAGACUUUAUCCGUUGUUCAUCACUCAAAAUUCGACUCUCAUACUCAGGUUUUCAUAUGGCUUGAUGCUUUUCACCAAGGACCUAGAUCAGCUUUUUGAGUAUGAAAAUCUAUAUAAAGUGGAAGAGUUUAACUUGCUUGUUAAUCUCAAAAUUCUAUUGACUUGUCUAACCAGUUACGACUGCCGCUCAGAUACCAUACAGGAUUUCGUAACAGAAGGUUUCACUACACGUGAAAGCAUCAAUGAAACGCUACUGAGUGAAGAUAGAACGAACCACAUUAGAAAACAUCUUUUGGGACAAUCAUCAGACUGUGAUUAA
Molecule: messenger RNA, 1863 nt
Organism: Brettanomyces nanus
Lineage: Eukaryota; Fungi; Ascomycota; Pichiomycetes; Pichiales; Pichiaceae
Exons: 1
Coding region: 1-1863 (620 amino acids)
Biological process (GO): SNARE complex assembly
Cellular component (GO): lytic vacuole; endosome
Molecular function (GO): SNARE binding
Source: RefSeq, a predicted model, not a curated record